AUGGACGUGGAGGAGGCCUUCGCGCUGGUGGGGCAGAUGGGGCCCUACCAGGUGUAUCUGUGCGCGCUGCUGGCCGUGCUGCUGCAGCUCUAUGUAGCCACUGAAGCAAUCCUCAUUGCGCUAGUAGGGGCGACACCUCCCUACCACUGGGACCUCGAAGAGCUCUCAGCUAAUCAAAGCCAUAGCAACCAGUCAACUAAUGAAGAGAGAGCCUUUGGGGAAUGGCUUCUGACAGCCAAUGGGAGUGAAGUUCAUAAGCACGUGCACUUCAGCAGCAGCUUCACAUCAAUAGCUUCCGAGUGGUUUUUAAUUGGGAACACAUCAUACAAAGUCAGUGUUGCCAGUUCGUUUUUCUUCAGUGGUGUCUUUGUUGGAGUGAUCUCUUUUGGCCAGCUCUCAGAUCGCUUUGGGAGGAAAAAAGUCUAUCUCACAGGUUUUGCCCUUGACAUCCUGUUUGCCAUUGCAAAUGGAUUCUCCCCCUCAUACGAGUUCUUUGCAGUCUCUCGCUUCUUGGUGGGGGUGAUGAAUGGAGGGAUGUCUCUGGUGGCCUUUGUUCUACUGAAUGAAUGUGUGGGCACUGCCUAUUGGGCAUUAGCAGGAUCGAUUGGUGGCCUGUUCUUUGCAGUGGGAAUUGCCCAGUAUGCUAUGUUAGGGUACUUCAUUCGCUCCUGGAGGACUCUGGCAGUUGUGGUUAACCUGGAGGGAACAGUAGUCUUUCUCCUCUCUCUAUUCAUUCCUGAAUCCCCUCGCUGGUUAUACUCACAAGGUCGGCUGAGAGAAGCAGAAAAUGCCCUCUAUCUCAUUGCAAAGAGGAACUGCAAGCAGAAAUGCACUUUUUCACUAAAGCUCCCAGCUGACAGGAGUCACAGAGAGACCGGCAGUUUCUUGGACCUGUUCCGAUACAAGAUCCUUUUGGGGCGCACUUUGAUCAUGAUGUUUAUCUGGUUUGUGUGCAGCUUGGUAUAUUAUGGUCUGACUCUCAAUGCAGGUGACUUAGGUGGAAGUAUUUAUGCCAACUUGGCUCUCUCUGGGCUGAUAGAGAUACCUGCCUACCCAAUCUGUAUCUACUUGAUUAACCAAAAAUGGUUUGGCCGAAAACGGACACUGGCAGCAUUCCUGUUCCUGGGAGGACUGGCCUGUCUUAUUGUCAUGUUUCUUCCAGAAAAGAAAGCCACAGGAGUGUUUGCAGUUGUGAACAGCCGUUCUUUGUCUUUACUGGGGAAACUGACAAUCAGUGCAGCAUUUAACAUUGUUUAUAUCUACACGUCAGAGCUUUAUCCUACAGUGAUCAGGAAUGUUGGAAUGGGUUCCUGCUCCAUGUUUUCCCGGGUUGGUGGGAUUAUUGCUCCCUUCAUUCCUUCACUGAAAUCUGUGCAGUGGUCUCUUCCAUACAUCGUGUUUGGAGUGACUGGCCUGUUGUCGGGGUUCCUGAGUUUGUUAUUGCCAGAAACACUAAACUGCCCUUUGCUGGAGACGAUAUCGGACUUGCAGGUGUGCUCGUACUGGAGACUGGGGGAUGAAGCUAUGUCAUUGCAAGCACUAGGUGGCUCCCGGUCUGCAGACAAAGGUGGCUCUGCAGGGAGUGAAAGUGAAGAUGAAGAAUUCUAUGAUGCUGAUGAAGAGACCCAAAUGAUCAAGUAA
This is a messenger RNA of Emys orbicularis (European pond turtle), 1641 nucleotides long. RefSeq names its product solute carrier family 22 member 15 (gene SLC22A15). The transcript has 12 exons. The coding region runs from base 1 to 1641 and encodes 546 amino acids. Gene Ontology annotation, molecular function: transmembrane transporter activity. Gene Ontology annotation, biological process: transmembrane transport. The record is from RefSeq and is a predicted model, not a curated record. Lineage: Eukaryota; Metazoa; Chordata; Testudines; Emydidae. Gene Ontology annotation, cellular component: membrane.